This is a messenger RNA of Manis pentadactyla (Chinese pangolin), 1627 nucleotides long. RefSeq names its product snail family transcriptional repressor 2 (gene SNAI2). The coding region runs from base 743 to 1549 and encodes 268 amino acids. The record is from RefSeq and is a predicted model, not a curated record. The transcript has 3 exons. Gene Ontology annotation, biological process: regulation of DNA-templated transcription. Gene Ontology annotation, molecular function: DNA-binding transcription factor activity, RNA polymerase II-specific; RNA polymerase II cis-regulatory region sequence-specific DNA binding. Lineage: Eukaryota; Metazoa; Chordata; Mammalia; Pholidota; Manidae.
GCUGGGAGGGUGACGUAAUUGCUGCCUUUCCACGCAGAAGUGCGCCCCCGGCUGCCCUGAGCCCCUAGAUGAGGGCGCGACGGCUGGGCGCUGGGCACGCGCCCUUCGCGCGUGGACUCUGUCCUCAGCUUCUACCUUCCCUUUCCAGCGCCAGCUUGCAGUGAAUGCAUUGGCCCCUGUACCAGUGAAGCCUCACCAAGCGCCCCUUCCAAGCCGAGGCUGCCCUGUCCGGCGCCGGCGGGCACCGCGGGCCCCUCCCGGCCGCCGCGCGGGGCUCUGGGCAGCGCGGGGCUCAGCGCCCCUGCCACUGGCGGGGCUGCGCGAGGAUAGCCACCUCUGUUGAAAAUGCUUAGGCACUUUUUUCCCCGCUCCACUGAAACCCCGAAGUACAGCCCAUUUUGAACCAGAAUAAUUUGGUCUGACAACAGAUUCUUCCUCUGUUCACAGCUGUCCCAGAGGGAGGAGCUGAAAUCUGAACCUCUCGGCCGUGAUUGGAUCCCUCCUGCAAAAGAGAGGAAAAAAACCCUCCCGGCCUGACCCGGCUCAGUUUGCUAGGAGCCGGGGACUCCGCGGCGCCGUCCGAGCCUCCGCACCUGCGCCGCCCGCGCGCCCGCCCGGCGCGGCCCUGCCCGCCGCCCGCCCGCCGGGCCCGGCCCGGCCCUGCCCGCCGCCCGCCGGCCGCGAUGCUUUAGGGCCGCCGCCCGCCCGCCGGACCGUUAUCCGCGCCGCCGCCGCCCGCAAGAUGCCGCGCUCCUUCCUGGUCAAGAAGCAUUUCAACGCCUCCAAAAAGCCAAACUACAGCGAACUGGACACACACACAGUGAUCAUUUCCCCAUAUCUCUAUGAGAGUUACCCCAUGCCUGUCAUUCCACAACCAGAGGUCCUCAGCUCGGGAGCAUACAGCCCCAUUACCGUAUGGACUACAGCCGCUCCAUUCCACUCCCCACUGCCCAGCGGCCUCUCUCCUCUUUCUGGAUACCCCUCAUCCUUGGGGAGAGUGAGUCCCCCUCCUCCAUCUGACACCUCAUCCAAGGACCACAGCGGCUCAGAAAGCCCCAUUAGUGACGAAGAGGAAAGACUACAAUCCAAGCUUUCAGACCCCCAUGCCAUUGAAGCUGAAAAGUUUCAGUGCAAUUUAUGCAAUAAAACCUAUUCAACUUUUUCUGGGCUGGCCAAACAUAAGCAGCUGCACUGUGACGCCCAGUCUAGGAAAUCAUUCAGCUGUAAAUACUGUGACAAGGAGUAUGUGAGCCUGGGUGCCCUAAAGAUGCACAUUCGGACCCACACCUUACCUUGUGUCUGCAAGAUCUGUGGCAAGGCGUUUUCCAGACCCUGGUUACUUCAAGGGCACAUUAGAACUCACACUGGGGAGAAGCCUUUUUCCUGCCCUCACUGCAACAGAGCAUUUGCAGACAGGUCCAAUCUGAGGGCUCAUCUGCAGACCCACUCUGAUGUAAAGAAAUACCAGUGCAAAAACUGCUCCAAAACCUUCUCCAGAAUGUCACUUCUGCACAAACAUGAGGAAUCUGGCUGCUGUGUAGCACACUGAGUUACGCAACCAAUGUUUACUCGAACAGAAUGCAUUUCUUCACUCCAACUCCAAAUGACAAAUAAAAGUCCAAAGGCA